This is a messenger RNA of Hypoxylon trugodes, 3434 nucleotides long. Its product is annotated as D-xylulose 5-phosphate/D-fructose 6-phosphate phosphoketolase. The record is from RefSeq and is a predicted model, not a curated record. The coding region runs from base 602 to 3070 and encodes 822 amino acids. Gene Ontology annotation, biological process: carbohydrate metabolic process. NCBI's taxonomy places the organism in Eukaryota, Fungi, Ascomycota, Sordariomycetes, Xylariales, Hypoxylaceae. Gene Ontology annotation, molecular function: aldehyde-lyase activity. The transcript is spliced from 2 exons.
ACUCGUUCUUCCGCAUGCAACGACCAUUUGUUCUUGCCCGUAGUCCCCCGUACUGGCCGUGGUUGCCGUACUCACCCGCAGUAUGCCGGCAGCUUAACCUGCUCAUUACCCCAUUGCAUCAGGCUAUGACCACGCUAUAAUGUCAUAGUUGCACGUUAUUUUGUGUUAACCAUGUCUUAGGUAGGCGUAACCAGGCGCUCAGCGGCGUCUCGGCUUGCCAUUACCCGACUUUCUGGAAUCGCUACCCACCGAAUUUCCAAUCCCAAAUCCAAUGAUAUCCAACACAUGCGUUCAAUCUAAGCAGAAUACCUCACAUGAAUGGCCGAUGUAUGCGACAUUUGCAGAAAUUGGUCCCCUAGAGUCGUAUCUAAAAUAAAUUGGAAAGUGGCCAGUAUAUGGAAGUCCAUAUAAGUAACCAUCGUCACCAACAUUCCUCAGGAUUUCUAUAUCUAUUAUAUCAUCAUCACAAUUACUGAACAUAUACAACUCAUAUAGCUUGAGUAACCUAGAACAAGGUUCAUUGAGACUCAAGCUUCAUUUUAAUAUUCUCUCUCCUCCUUACUAGUUACACCAAGUCGGAGACCAUAACACAACAGACAAAAUGACAGAUACACACCAAGCCGAGAUCGAGGCGAUCCGGCCAUUCGGCAAGGCUCGUUCUACCAUAACGGGUGAACCAUUAUCCAAGGAAGAAAUCGAAAAGUACACUGAUUUCUUCAAGGCCAGUCUAUACCUCAGUCUUGGCAUGAUCUACCUCAAAGAAAACCCUCUCCUGAGAGAACCAUUGAAGGUUGAACACAUCAAGGGCCGACAAUUAGGUCACUUCGGAUCUGCUCCAGGUCAAAUUUUCACAUACAUGCAUUUCAACCGAUUGAUCAAGAAGUAUGACAUUGAUGCCCUCUUCGUCUCUGGCCCGGGUCAUGGCGCCCCCGCCGUCAUCUCCCAAGCCUACCUCGAGGGCACUUACUCCGAAGUCUACCCUCAAAAGUCCGAAGACCCCACUGGUAUGCAGGUCUUCUUCAAACAGUUCAGUUUCCCCGGUGGUGUGGGAUCACACGCUACGCCUGAGACCCCCGGUAGUAUCCACGAAGGUGGUGAGCUUGGUUAUUCUAUCUCGCACGCCUUUGGUACCGUUUUCGAUCACCCUAAUUUGAUCACCGUUACUAUGGUUGGUGAUGGUGAAGCUGAAACUGGUCCAUUGGCUACGGCUUGGCACAGCACCAAGUUCUUGAACCCCAUUUGCGACGGUGCAGUUCUUCCGGUUCUACACCUUAACGGUUACAAGAUUAACAACCCUACCGUGCUCGCUCGUAUCUCUCACAAGGAACUUGAACAAUUAUUCUACGGAUAUGGUUGGCAACCAUACUUCGUCGAAGGCGAAGAACUUGAGUCUAUGCAUCAAGCGAUGGCCGCCACCCUGGAACACUGUGUUCUAGAGAUUCGCAAGUAUCAGAAGGAAGCUCGUGACUCGGGAAAGCCAUUCCGCCCACGGUGGCCUAUGAUUGUCCUCCGUACACCUAAGGGCUGGACCGCACCCCGUAAGGUCAACGGUCAUUACCUAGGAGGUUUCUGGCGUUCCCACCAAGUUCCUAUCACCGGAACUACGACUAACCCCAACGACCUUAAGACACUUGAGGAGUGGAUGCGUGGCUACGAGCCUGAGCGUCUUUUCGGCAAAGAAGGCAGAAUCUCACCUGAAUUGAAGGCACUUUGCCCCACUGGCACUAGGCGCAUGAGUGCAAACCCCGUCGCUAAUGGUGGUAUAAUAUCAAAACCGCUCAAAAUGCCUGAUUUCAGAGAUUACUCUAUCAAGGUAGACAAAUCCGGUGCUACGGUUGAGGGCAGCAUGGCAAACUUCGCUAAGUUCUUACGCGACAUCAUUAAGAACAAUCCGGACAACUUCCGUCUAAUGGGACCUGACGAGACCGAGUCUAACAAGCUCGCAGCCGUAUAUGAGGCCGGUAAGAAAGUGUGGAUGGGCGAGUUUUUUGAAGAGGACGAAGACGGUGGUAAUCUUUCACCCUUCGGAAGAGUUAUGGAAAUCUUAUCCGAGCAUACUUGCGAGGGUUGGCUGGAAGGUUAUAUUCUGAGUGGCCGACAUGGCAUGCUUAAUAGCUACGAACCCUUCAUCCAUGUUAUUGACUCUAUGGUCAACCAGCACUGCAAGUGGAUCGAAAAGUGCUUGGAAGUCGAAUGGCGUGUUAAGGUCCCUUCGUUGAACAUUCUCUUGACGGCCGUGGUCUGGCGACAGGAUCACAAUGGUUUCACACACCAAGACCCCGGUUUCCUAGAUGUCAUCUGCAAUAAGAGUCCCGAAGUCGUCCGUAUCUACCUUCCACCUGACGGAAACUGUCUCCUUUCCGUCAUGGACCACUGUUUCCGAUCCCAGAACUACGUCAACGUCGUGGUAGCAGACAAGCAACCCCACAUUCAAUACCUCACAAUGGAUCAGGCAAUCGAGCACUGCACCAAGGGUAUCGGCAUUUGGCCGCAAUUCUCGACAGACCAAGGCGAGGAGCCCGACAUUGUCAUGGCCAGCUGUGGUGAUGUUUCAACCAACGAGUCGCUAGCUGCCAUUGAUUUAUUGCUGCAACACUUCCCAGACCUCAAGAUUCGUUGCGUCAACGUGGUUGAUCUGUUCAAGCUGAUCCACCAUACGGACCACCCUCACGGAUUGACGGACAAAGAAUGGGUAGCCCUCUUCACCGCCGACAAGCCCAUCAUCUUCAACUUCCACUCUUACCCCUGGCUCGUCCACCGUCUAACCUACAAGAGGCCCGGCAGCACGAACAUCCAUGUACGCGGCUAUAAGGAGAAGGGUAACAUCGACACGCCCCUCGAACUAGCUAUCCGCAACCAGACCGAUCGGUUCAGUCUAGCUAUGGAUGCUAUCGAUCGUAUGCCGACGCUUGGUAACCGCGGCGCGGCAGCACGUGAUGCGCUCAAGAGCCAGCAGGUCGCGGCGUCGAACUACUCGUUCGAAUAUGGCGUCGACCCACAAUUCUUGAGUGAUUGGGCAUGGCCUCAGGAAGGCGUGAAGGAGAAGUUACAGAAGCUGAGUCUGGCUUAAUUAAACAGAUUAGCGAGAAGUAUGAUUAUGACGUGUCAGAUAGAUGAGAUCGCAUAGGAUUGAAAAAGGAAAGCUUGGGUUGCAUGAGGGGAUGGUGUUUUGUGGUUCUUAUUUCCUGGGCGUUCAUGACUUGGUUAGGAUUUUGGGAUUUAUUAAGAAAUUACCUCGAUAUAAUGGAUGAAUGUUAAAGUUAUGGAUAUGUUCAAUAUCAAGUACGAACUCUUGCACUGGAAGUAUUCCCUCUACCCUCUUUGGUGGAUUGUGAGUACCCAUUAAACAUACCGUGAUUAUAAGACUUCAUAACCCACACAGCUUAGACUAAACUCCAACAAAGACUAUUUUAUCGAGAAUCGCUCCUUUUCCU